Molecule: messenger RNA, 859 nt
Organism: Callithrix jacchus (white-tufted-ear marmoset)
Lineage: Eukaryota; Metazoa; Chordata; Mammalia; Primates; Cebidae
Source: RefSeq, a predicted model, not a curated record
GGGGGCUGUAAGUGCUUGGACUAAACCAGUCCUGGGGUAGGGGAUCAGAGGCGCCCCAUUCCAGGACCCUUGUCCCCGGGAGACAGGAGUGGGGGGAACCUGUGGGGUCCCGGGCUCAGCACUCUGCCCUGCUGCCUCUGAGGAGAGGUGAGGGUGGAGCAGGGCAGAGAAAAUGCCAGCUCUGACCACAGCGGGACGUUUGCCAGACCCUGUGCUUCUCUGCUGGGAAGAGCAGCGCUGAGUGUGUGUGGGCGGAUGCGGGCUCAGGAGACCAGGGCCCAACAUAAACAAGUUUUGGAGACAAACAACCUCAUGACCCUGUGAGGCUGGGUGAGACAAAAAGGGACUCUUGAGACAGACACCCCACAGAGGAGCCACCAGACUCAAAGGACUCCAAGAAGGACCCUCAGACUGAAAACCUCCUCUCAGGUCAGCCAGCCCCUUGAGGACAUCAGCUUCGGCCUCAGGGUCCUAAUGGCAGCAGAACCACUGACAGAGCUGGAGCUGGCCAUUGAGACCGUGGUCACCACCUUCUUCACCUUUGCGAAGCAGGAGGGCCAGAAGGGCAGCCUCAACCCCACUGAGUUUAAGGAGCUGGUUACCCAGCAGUUGCCCCAUCUGCUCCAGGAUGUGGGCUCCCUUGAUGAGAAGAUGAAGAGCUUGGAUAUAAAUCAGGACUCGGAGCUCAAGUUCAAUGAGUACUGGAGACUGAUUGGGGAGCUGGCCAAGGAAAUGAAGAAGAAGAAGGGCCGGAAGAAGUAAAGCCAACUGGCUGGGAUGGGGGUGGGCAGAGCAGGACUGGUCAGGGCCGAGCAGAACCACAUUCUCCCCAAAUAAAGCUUCCUCUAUGAAACACAAA